Messenger RNA from Choloepus didactylus (southern two-toed sloth), 2025 nucleotides. It is a transcript of the gene ABHD3, whose product is annotated as abhydrolase domain containing 3, phospholipase. The record is from RefSeq and is a predicted model, not a curated record. Gene Ontology annotation, molecular function: monoacylglycerol lipase activity; A2-type glycerophospholipase activity; acetylesterase activity. Gene Ontology annotation, biological process: medium-chain fatty acid catabolic process; phosphatidylcholine metabolic process; medium-chain fatty acid biosynthetic process. The coding region runs from base 110 to 1339 and encodes 409 amino acids. The transcript is spliced from 9 exons. Lineage: Eukaryota; Metazoa; Chordata; Mammalia; Pilosa; Megalonychidae.
CGGCAGGAGACGCACUAGUCAGGGGUGGCGGCCGCGCAGCGCGGGGAUCCCGCUCGUCGGCGGCUGGCGCUCCUUGCGCCGCAGGACCGCGCGCCGCCCUGCCCGAGCCAUGCAGCGGCUGGCCAUGGACCUGCGGGGGCUCUCCCGGGAGCUCUCCCUUUACCUAGAGCACCAGGUCCGAGUCGGGUUUUUGGGGUCGGGAGUGGGCUUAUCCCUGAUCCUGGGCUUCAGCGUCGCCUAUGCCUGCUACUACCUGAGCAGCAUUGCCAAGAAACCCCAGCUAGUGACAGGGGGUGAGAGUUUCAGUCGCUUCCUUCAGGACCACUGUCCGGUGGUGACAGAAACGUACUACCCGACGGUCUGGUGCUGGGAGAGUCGAGGACAAACUCUGCUGAGACCGUUCAUCACCUCCAGGCCCCUGGUGCAGUACAGGAAUGAGCUUAUUAAAACAGCAGAUGGAGGACAGAUUUCAUUGGACUGGUUUGACAAUGAUAACAAUAAGCAUUAUGUGGAUGCCAACAGCAGACCUACUAUCUUAUUGUUGCCUGGCCUUACUGGAACAAGCAAGGAAUCAUAUAUCCUUCAUAUGAUCCAUCUCAGUGAAGAAUUAGGAUACAGAUGUGUGGUUUUUAACAACAGAGGAGUGGCGGGGGAGAAUCUCCUGACUCCAAGGACUUACUGUUGUGCUAACACUGAAGACUUGGAAACAGUUAUUCACCAUGUACACAGCCUGUACCCUUCUGUGCCUUUUCUGGCAGCAGGGGUUUCGAUGGGAGGAAUGCUGCUUUUAAAUUACCUGGGCAAAACUGGGCCUAAAACUCCUUUGAGGGCAGCUGUCACUUUUUCAGUUGGUUGGAAUACAUUUGCUUGCUCAGAGUCAUUGGAGAAACCACUGAACUGGCUGCUUUUUAAUUACUACUUGACAACCUGCCUUCAAUCUUCUGUUAACAAGCACCGACAUAUGUUUGUAAAACAAGUUGACAUGGAUCAAGUCAUGAAGGCUAAAUCCAUCAGAGAGUUUGAUAGACGAUUCACGUCAGUCAUGUUUGGAUACCGAACACUCAAUGAUUAUUAUACUGAUGCCAGUCCAAAUCGUAGACUUAAGUCAGUAGGAAUUCCUGUGUUGUGUCUGAAUUCUGUGGAUGAUGUUUUUUCACCAAGUCAUGCUAUUCCAAUAGAAACUGCUAAGCAAAACCCUAAUGUUGCUUUGGUCCUUACUUCUUACGGAGGCCAUAUUGGUUUUCUGGAGGGAAUCUGGCCGAGGCAGUCCACCUACAUGGAUCGGGUCUUCAAGCAGUUUGUGCAGGCCAUGGUUGAGCAUGGACAUGAACUCUCUUAACAUGUAGUUCUUCAGGUACAUUUUUGUCUGAGCUGCCAUUAAAAGGCAGCUCAGCUUAGUGCACAAAAUUUAACUACUGUAUAUAAAGCAUAUAAGCCAGCAGGUGGGUGAAGAGGUCCAGAAUGACUUGCAAAAACUCCUUUUUUGGGGGGGGAAAAAAAAAAACUUUGUAGCAAGAAAUUAAAUAUAAUAUUAGAUUGUUACUUAUGUAGAUUUUAUUUUUACUAUGCCUUACCAAGUAUGACCUUCAAUAAAGUAGUGCUACAUGAAAUUGCACCUAACCAAAACUAUUGUGUAAAAAGAUUUUAAUUCCUCAGGGUUUUAAUUUAGACUAGUAUAUUUUAGAUGACUCAUUUUAGGUGAUUUAAUGGUACUUUAAUAACUGCUACGAUUUUGGUUAUUUGAAUGUAAGUUAUAAGUUAGCACAUUCCUAAGGGUAUUUAUACCUAAUGAUGAGAACGUGAAAAUUGAAAUAAGAUAAGAUACAGUGUGCUAUAUCUUCUGUGUAGUCUGAUUUUAAAAGGCAAGUGCAAUAAUGUUUGACUUCUGAACAUGCUCUUUUAUUCUGAUAAUAUUAAAAUAGAGCUCUUAUAUUUUAUACUGAUUAUAAUUUACAUGCUUAUUUUUAAAAUAGUGUAUGUGCAUACAUAUUUAUCAUUAAAUUAAAAUAAAUCUACCAUUUUAAA